UAUAAAUUAAGGAAGCAUACAACCUACCUUACAACAAAUCUUAACUUAAGAACGAGCACAUUUUAAUCAGUUUUGCUUGUUUUGUUACGCGUUGUAUUCGACGCGUGCGGUACGGACCAUUUAACUUCAACCUACAACGCUUCAGCCAGUACAGGUACGCUUAAUUUACGGUAUUUAUUGAUAAACUCCAUAUGUUUCGUACCUCCAACGAUCGUACCCGUCAAAGGUUGUAUUGCUCUGUUUAUAUUGUUUUUUUACUUCUUCUAGUAUCUGAUUGCCCUAUUGAAUGUAUCAUUCAGUAUAUCUUUUAACAGUGAUUCAAAUAUUUUGAUCACUUAUUGAUAUGUGACCUUUUGUUCAGAUAAAACUGUAGAGUAACAUGUUUUCGAGAUCUAUAAAAAACGAUUAAAUACACUCAUCCUUGAACAUCUCUAAUAAUUUGUUCAGUACUAGCUAUAUAAUCAUACUUUAUUGCAGAUAUUUUUCUUAUUAUUUAUUAGCUUUUUCUGAACUUGUAAAAUAUAUAAUGCACAGGCAAUUAAUUUAUGAACUACAGAGUAAUUCAGUACAAUAACAUUGUUAAUGCAUUAAAUGGUUUAUUCCUAACCAAAUUUUGGACCAUUAUUUAGUGAUAUCUAUAAGCCAUCACUGACGACAAGAUGAUUUGUUUCUAUUUCAGGCCAUCGAUCGUGCUCCAAAUUUGAAUGAUUUGACAGAAAUGGAAAUUAUUCAGCGGUACAGAUUUGACAUGAAUGGCAUCUUAUAUCUUGAACAGUUAAUCGGGAAUGGAAUCACCCCAAAAGUGAAUAGAAAUAAUGCCAUAAGUGCCCGGCAGAAAAUAUUAAUCACAUUAAGGUACUUAGCAACUGGGCCUAUACAAUUAAAUGACAGUGACUUACACAAAGUAAGCCAACCAACUGUUUCUAGAGUUUUGACUAGUGUCAUUGAUGUCUUAUCAUCGCCAGAUAUUGUGAGACAAUUUAUUAGAUUCCCAACAAUGGAUGAUCAGUUCAGGCGAAACUCAUUACAGUUUCAGGGAAUCGCCCGAUUCCCGAAUGUUAUUGGAGUGAUCGAUGGGACCCAUAUUGGAAUUAAGGCUCCUCAUGAACAUGAAGAAGUGUUUGUGAACAGAAAGGGUGUUCAUAGCAUAACUGUUCAAGUAGUGUUCGAUCCUUUUCAUAGAAUUAUAGAUGUAGUUGCGAGAUGGCCAGGAUCGGUCCAUGAUAGCAGGGUGCUCCGUGAAAGCGGUUUAUUUGAAUUGUUUGAAGGGGGGCAUGCAAAUGGAUACUACUUGUUGGGAGAUAGUGGAUAUCCAGCUAAGAGAUGGCUGCUAACCCCCUACCUGGCACCCCAGAAUGCAACAGAAGAAGGCUACAACCGAAGUCACAAAAUCACACGAGCUCUUGUGGAGAGAUCUAUUGGACAACUUAAGAAAAGGUUUGGUGUCCUCCAUGGAGAAAUAAAUUUGGAGCCACAAAAAGUUUGCAAGGUGAUUGUAGCAUGUUGUGUUCUGCACAACAUCUGCAAAGAGAGAGCAAUCCCUAUUAACGGUGAUGAUGAUUCUGAUGACGAGGAUGAUAAUGCAGAUGAUCAACUGGCACAGGGAGUGCAGCAACCUCCAAAUGUGGCGGGGAAUAGAUUCAGGGAUCAUGUUGCAGCAACAUAUUUCAGUAAUGAUUCUUGUUUUUGCUGUUGUUGAAAGAACCUAGUUAUUUUAAAAGCCUUGCCUUGAUUAUGUCAUAGGCUGUGUCAUUGAAAUGCAACACCUUGGUAAUUUCUAACACCUUGUAAAAUAUACUUCAAUACAAUUUGGUACACACUUUACACAGCAGAUAUUAAUAUCUACUUAA
Mya arenaria is the source of this 1850-nucleotide messenger RNA. Its product is annotated as putative nuclease HARBI1. The coding region runs from base 719 to 1699 and encodes 326 amino acids. The record is from RefSeq and is a predicted model, not a curated record. The transcript is spliced from 3 exons. Lineage: Eukaryota; Metazoa; Mollusca; Bivalvia; Myida; Myidae.